AUGGCUCUUACAACAGUCCCAACUCUCUCCGGUCUUUACGAACAGCGACAAUCGCCCACUGCUGGCAUUGGAGUCUUCGCCGUUGCCCACAUUCCAUCGGGAACUCGAAUCCUUUGCGAACCUCCGCUCUUUGCCCUUCCUGACGACGACGAUGUCAUUGAAUGUUACCUUACAAUCAAGGCUCUAUCUCUAGACCAGCAAUCGCUCUUCUGGACUCUUGCAGCAUCCACUCCUCCUCCUGGGGACACUGAUUGGGUUGCCGAACUACGAGACGUCUGUGAUGAAGACAUAGGUGAUGCUUUUGACGAUCUGGUCAAGAAGUACGAAGAGGCAUACUCGAGAUUUGAGACCAACCGCUUCACUUUGCGCUAUCCCGACGGCUCACCCAACAAACUCGGCGUCUUUCCGAACGCUGCGCGAUUUAAUCAUUCAUGCUUACCCAACGUCUAUCAUCGCUACAACCCCAACAUCGAUCGUCUUACUAUACACGCUCUUCGCGACAUUCCUCCUGGAGAGGAGAUUUGCACUGCAUACAUUGAUAUAUGUUAUGACACGGCCGAAAGACGUCGCGUGCUGCAACACUGGGGAUUCAAAUGCCGUUGCGAAGCAUGCGAAGCACAGGAUCCAGCUCGCGAGGCCCGCAGAAACAAGUUGGGAGAGCUUACGACUGUCAUGCAUAGGAGAGAGAACAAAAGAUCCUUCGAGAAUUGGGGAGUAUGGGACUACGCUGAGGCCCUCACGACCGUGGAGCAGGUCAUCUCUCUCAUGCUGGAGGACGGGCUAGAAGAAACAGAUACCCUGGGCGAAGCAUACGAGGUUGCUGCCGUGUACAAUAUUGCCAUGGACUGCAAGGAAAGCGCUAUCAAAUGGGCUGAGAAGGACCUCGACAUUGAAAACAAGUGUUGCGGCGCUGACAGCGCCGAAUAUACCAAAGCAUUGGCCUUACUGGAAUCUGCACGAGCAAUGUAG
Molecule: messenger RNA, 969 nt
Organism: Aureobasidium namibiae CBS 147.97
Lineage: Eukaryota; Fungi; Ascomycota; Dothideomycetes; Dothideales; Saccotheciaceae
Product: SET domain-containing protein
Exons: 3
Coding region: 1-969 (322 amino acids)
Molecular function (GO): protein binding
Source: RefSeq, a predicted model, not a curated record